AUGCACCCAUUCUUCUCGUUCUCGCCACCACACCCAGAUGAUCUGCCAAAGUACAGACAAGAAGCACCACAAACCCCAUCUCACGUUAUACUCCACUACAGCGUCUUUAAAACAACCUGGGACUGGCUGAUCCUUAUCAUGACCUUCUACACCUCGGUGAUGGUGCCGUUCUGUGUGGCCUUCGAGCACGAUGAAAUCUGGGAAUGGUGGAUCUUGAACGCGUUUGAGAAUAUCGUCGACACUGUUUUCUUCGUAGACAUCGUGCUCAACUUUCACACCACCUUUGUUGGCCCCGGCGGAGAGGUGAUUUCGGACCCGACUGUAAUUAGAAUAAAUUAUCUGAAGGGCUGGUUUCUGGUCGACUUGUUCUCUUGCCUGCCGUAUGGUGUCUUGGAUGGAUUUGGGGCCAAGACGGGCGUGGGCGACAAGUUUAAAUUAAUGAGUGCCUGA
This is a messenger RNA of Protopolystoma xenopodis, 450 nucleotides long. Lineage: Eukaryota; Metazoa; Platyhelminthes; Monogenea; Polystomatidea; Polystomatidae. The record is from the annotation of a GenBank genome assembly.